UCCGGACACCUCCGGACAUCUCCGAACGCUCCCGAACUUUUCCGGACACUCCCGAACACUCGUGCCAGCACCAUGUCCCCUCCCGUGCCCGCGCUCACCCCCGAGCAGAAGAAGGAGCUGGCGGCCAUCGCCCAGCGCAUCGUGGCACCCGGAAAGGGAAUCCUGGCUGCUGAUGAGUCAACUGGCAGCAUUGCCAAGCGCCUGAGCUCGGUGGGGGCCGAGAACACGGAGGAGAACCGGCGCUGGUACCGGCAGCUGCUGUUCACGGCCGACAAGCGCGUGGAGCCGUGCAUCGGCGGCGUCAUCCUGUUCCACGAGACCAUGUACCAGAAAGCCGACGAUGGGCGCCCCUUCCCCCAGGUCAUCCGCGACAAGGGAGCCCUGGUGGGCAUCAAGGUUGACAAGGGCGUGGUGCCCCUGGCUGGCACCAACGGAGAGACCACGACUCAGGGGCUGGAUGGCCUCAUGGAGCGCUGUGCCCAGUACAAGAAGGACGGCGCGGACUUUGCCAAGUGGCGCUGCGUGCUGAAGAUCACGGCGCACACGCCGACGCCGCUCGCCGUCAUGGAGAACGCCAACGUGCUGGCGCGCUACGCCAGCAUCUGCCAGCAGAACGGCAUCGUCCCCAUCGUGGAGCCCGAGAUCCUCCCGGACGGCGACCACGACCUCAAGACGUGCCAGUACGUCACCGAGAAGGUGCUGGCAGCUGUGUACAAGGCCCUGAGUGACCACCACGUGUACCUGGAGGGGACAUUGCUGAAACCCAACAUGGUGACAGCGGGACACGCCUGUGCCACCAAGUACAGCCCCGAGGAGAUCGCCAUGGCAACGGUGACAGCGCUGCGCAGGACAGUGCCACCCGCCGUGCCAGGGAUCACGUUCCUGUCGGGCGGUCAGAGCGAGGAGGAGGCGUCCCUGAACCUCAACGCCAUCAAUCGCUGUCCCCUGCCGCGGCCCUGGGCUCUGACCUUCAGCUACGGGCGCGCCCUGCAGGCCUCGGCCCUCAAGGCCUGGGCGGGCAAGAAGGACAACACCAAGGCGGCCCAGGAGGAGUUCGUUAAAAGGGCACUGGCGAACUCUCUGGCGUGCCAGGGCAAGUACACCCCGAGCGGCACCGCGGGGGCGGCCGCCAGCGAGUCCCUGUUCGUGUCCAACCACGCCUACUGAGUGACCUCUGACCCCUGACCCCUGACCUCACUGACCCCUGAC
This is a messenger RNA of Catharus ustulatus (Swainson's thrush), 1209 nucleotides long. It is a transcript of the gene ALDOA, whose product is annotated as aldolase, fructose-bisphosphate A. The record is from RefSeq and is a predicted model, not a curated record. Gene Ontology annotation, cellular component: cytosol. Bases 73 to 1167 code for a protein of 364 amino acids. Gene Ontology annotation, molecular function: fructose-bisphosphate aldolase activity. Gene Ontology annotation, biological process: glycolytic process; fructose 1,6-bisphosphate metabolic process. NCBI's taxonomy places the organism in Eukaryota, Metazoa, Chordata, Aves, Passeriformes, Turdidae. The transcript has 9 exons.